GUAUCGAUGAUUCGAUGCAUCGAUUCUUCUCGUCUGUGAGCUGAUCGAUUGAACGCUUCUCUGCUGCUGAUCACGAACAGCACGAUUAACCUCUGCAUCUGCACUGAAGGUACUAAAAGAUUUACUGGAAUUGUUACUGGAACCGUUAAGGAACCGGAAUCGUUAAAUUCCUUACGAUUCCCAUCCCUACAUCUGGGAUGGCAUGAUGGUGCAGUAGAGAGUGCCAUGCAGGAAAGAGAGGAGAGGGAGUGAGGCGAUGGGCUGCACCUCAGCCAAGCAGUUGUCAUCUGUACCCAGUGAUGAAGAGGGCCGGGGAAAGGCCUACAGUAAUGGAGAUGCCUUCUCUGAUGAGUACAAACUGAAAGGAGUUGAGAAGGUGAAGUACAUGCAUGGAGAAGAGGAGCGCAAGAACACACGCAACCAAGAGAAUUUGGAAAAGAGCACAACUUUGCACAAGGCCAUGCAUAAAGAUGCCACCGGAAGUAUUAAUAAGAUAAGUAUCCACUCUUCAGAGAGCCAGCAGGAGUUCUUUAGGAUGCUGGAUGAGAAGAUUGAAAAGGGACGAGACUACUGCUCGGAGGACGAGGAUAUGACAUAGCAUGCUGAGAUUUGGGCCAACCGCAGCCAAUCCUGCCCUAAUGUUCUUUAAGACUCCUUUCCAUGCCCCCUCACCCAAUAAAUGCUAAUUAUUAAGGGUUAAUAGCAGGGUUGAAAGUCACUUGCAAACCCUGUUAUUGCCUCAGUUUACAUACUACACACUUCUCCCAGAUGUCUUACCGGUCAGUGUUUGAGACUCUUGAGGACUAGUAUUUAUGAGGUAGGAGGGCAUGGAAAGGCCAUGUUUAAGAAACUGGAUUUUUCCCAAGUUUGGAAUGGGAUGCCAUUUUCAGACUGUUCCUUAAUCCCUUGCCUUACACUACCCAUAAGCCUUCUCCUUCUCAUAGACUACACAUAACGGAGAGUCCUGGAUUUCGCAUGGAAUUUUAAAGAUGGACAACUUUUGGACACUACAUACUUAAAGACAGCACAUGAACCAUCAGGAAUGUGGUGGACACGAAGCGGAGACAACAUGUCCUCUCUGUCUAGGUCAUGCUGUUAAGACAAAAAUGAAAGCAAAUGGACAAACACAAGACCAUUUCUAGCAUUCCAGUGUGUGUGUUGUUGAUUUUUGUACUAUGUAAGCAAAGUAUUUUUCACCCACAAAUGUAUUAUGUCUUUUUUUUUUUUUUUUUUGACAUUUUCUUUUAUGUGUUGCAAUGCUCAGGACAGUGGUGCUGUAUGUAUCGUCACUAGAUUUGUUGUUAGAUGAGUGCAGCACAGUUCCUUCAGUGCUGGUCUUGAGGUUUAAAGGGACAGUGCAACUAAAAAUAAAAAUUCUGUCAUUUAUUUGGAACACAAAAGGAGGUAUUCAGUAACCAUUCGCACUGUAAGGAACAAAGGUCACUUUUGUGUUUCAAGGAAAAAAGUCAUACAGGUUUGGAACAAGUGAGUAAAUGAUGAAACAACAUUCAUUUUUGGUUGAACUAUCCCUUUAAAUACGGCUGAAUGACAGAUAAAUCUCAGCAUCUAGCAGAGUCGUGUUUAGAGACACCAGUUAUAGUAUCUAAAGGUCAUAUCGUUUUCAAAU
Messenger RNA from Myxocyprinus asiaticus (Chinese sucker), 1627 nucleotides. RefSeq lists its product as uncharacterized. Bases 257 to 598 code for a protein of 113 amino acids. The transcript is spliced from 7 exons. NCBI's taxonomy places the organism in Eukaryota, Metazoa, Chordata, Actinopteri, Cypriniformes, Catostomidae. The record is from RefSeq and is a predicted model, not a curated record.